Molecule: messenger RNA, 2104 nt
Organism: Micropterus salmoides (largemouth bass)
Lineage: Eukaryota; Metazoa; Chordata; Actinopteri; Centrarchiformes; Centrarchidae
Exons: 3
Coding region: 324-1004 (226 amino acids)
Source: RefSeq, a predicted model, not a curated record
GCUUUCAUUGCACUGUGAAUAUGAUUUUUAAUCAUCCUUCAUUCACAGCUAGCACAUAGCACUACUGCUGAGACUGACUGAGUGAUUGAUUAAUUUCUUUGAUAAUAUAUAAAAAUAAAUAAUAAAGCUGCUGCCCAGGAAUACAGACAUUUACAUAGCUUACAUUAAAAACAAUACAAUGAGGAUUGAAAACACAAUUCUGGCCUUCUAAGACAAUGAUGGUGAUGUGAGUAUUAUUAACUUGUUUUUAUUCUCUAAUAAUAUGUAUUUUUUGUCUUUGCAGAGUUUGCUGAGAAGAUUUACCAAGAGAGAACUUCUCUGUGAUGUCACGCCUCUACAAAUGGUCCGGCUUGAUGUCACCAACAAGCAGUCAAGGGUUCAUCCGAGGGCUGUUGACACUGGAGCUCCAGAGGCAGAGUAGACCCAUCGUAGGGGAGCUUUCUGUCCUCCAGUCCAGAAUGUAUGGAGGGUCUAUCCAGAAUGGUGAAGAAGAUUCAAGAGAAGAGCCUCUUGACUUACCCGACUGUGAGACAAAUGAGUGCCUAGUCAAAAAGUUUCUCCAAGACAAGCAGCUGGCAGGAGGUGUUGCAGCUGAUGAUCUAAUCAUCCAGCAGUUUUCACAGUUCGUGUCCCUGGAGUUCCUGUUCUUCAAGCCCAUGGAGAAGAGGCUGGACAUGUUCCUUCAUCGUUUCAUCAGUGAGCGCUACCCAGAGCUCUGGGCUUUCCUCCAAAAACUUUUGCUCCUCUCUCAUGGCCAGGCUGCAGUGGAGAGGCGGGUCUCCAUCAACAAAGAAGUUGAAAUCUGUAAUAUCCAGGAGGACACCGUCAUUGAACAUAGAAUUAUCUAUGAUUAUGUGUGGCUACAUGGGGUGGUUAUUAAGGUCCCCCUCACACCGGAGCUCCUGUCCUCUGUGACAGCAGCCAGGACCAGAUACGGAAUCAAUCUUGAGAAUGAGAGAAGAAAGAAUGAAUAUGAGGCAAAGAGCCUUCCAGAAAGUGUCUAAAGGUCUUGCCAGAGAUGCUGAGGGCAUGCUACAAUGGCAGAGCUCAUUACUAAGUCCAAUGCUUUCAGAAGAAGCCACAAGGAGAAGUUGGCUGAGCUUAAGAACCUGAAUGAACAGAUUGCAGCCGAGGGAACAGAGCUCCGAAGACUGUAGGCUCUUGUGUCUAGUGACAUUCACAGACAGACACUAUAGCUGCAUGGGGGAUUGCUGCACUUUCUGAUCAUAAUGCAUGCUCUGCCUACUUUUUUUUUUUUACCUGAUCAGCUUCAGUUCACGUAGACGCUUGUAUGACCAAAAGGUGGUAUGUGAGGCAAUAGUGAGCAGUGUUGGCUCUUAAUGUGACAAAUACGCAUAUUUUUUAAUUUAUGUUAUUACACACCUCACAAGGCUAAUGUCUAUUAAAUGUGAAUGUCUUACAAUAAAAUGUUUUAUUAAAUUCAAAUACUUGGUAAAUAAUUAUUUUCUAGGGCAUAAAAUCCAUACAGAUUUUCCAUUAUAUCCUUCAUAUUUUUGCCAGUAUGGCUGUGAAGUUGGCAUUAAAUUUCAUUCUGAGUGGUCUUUAAAAAGUCUUAACUUUAACUUGUACCCUGUAUAUAACACAAUAAAGGAAAGGGAAAAAGACGAAAAGCACAAUAUGACCUCUUUAAGCUAAAUCGGUCUGUAAUUGUGUUAAUAAUUGUGAUUUCAUUUAUGACCAAAAUAAUAAAUGUUUAUGAUUUUUGCCAUAUUCAAACUGCCCUACUGCCUUUUAUUUCACAAAGCUCUCGCCAACGUUCGGCAGCCUCUUGCUUGGUCACCCUCCUUUUCUCUUUUUAGCUUCCUCGGUCAACAUCCUCUUGUCUCUCUUCACCUGUUAUUAGCUAAUGUUACGUCCAUAGUGGCUGCUGAGCCUGGUUACAUUGCCUGCUCUACACCAGCUGUUAUUUUAUGAUGAAGUUACAUAAUGUUACUCGGUCACUUGCCGCUAGCUAUAAACCUUGAGUUGAUUGAACUUACUAGAUAACACACUUGGGCAUUGGUAACGUUACUCUAAGUGCUCUUGUAUCGGUUGCUGGCUAGCUUUAUUUGCUAGCUUGCCACCUGGUCUCUUGAUCGGUCAC